Geodia barretti is the source of this 1290-nucleotide messenger RNA. Lineage: Eukaryota; Metazoa; Porifera; Demospongiae; Tetractinellida; Geodiidae. The record is from the annotation of a GenBank genome assembly.
AUGGAGCUCAGCAGACUUGAACCAGUAACUACAGAUAGAGUGAAAGAAACAAGAGGAGCGAUUGACGAACCAGGUCUCCCCACCGAUGAUAAAGUAAAAGAGAGCUCUCCCUUGGAAAAGAGUGAGAGUAGCAAUAGUUUCGGCGACGAAGGAGACUUACCACUGCCCCAGGAGACACUGCUACCACCACCAGCAGCGGUACCAGGGCCACAGCGAGAUGGUGGAGGGUCCAUCAGUGAGAGUGAGAGUUUGUCUACAGAGUCAGGGGGAGGUGGACGUGGUGGUGUGGUUGGUGGACACAGGGUUUCCUCUGGCAGUGGAGGACAGGACUCAGAGCACAGGGAGCCCCAUACCCAGCCUCACAAUGGAGCAGAUGUGGCCUAUGCCAGCUUUCUCCAGUCAGUGUGUCAGACUACUGGGCUGACUGCUGCAGCUCCACUACUGGACUCUGACUCUGAGGGAAUAGAGGACGCCGCCCUGGAAGGUCUGGGGAGAGACCUUGAACCACACAGUCACUCCUCUCCCUCUCCACCCUCACUCUCUGCCACAGGAAGCUGUGGACUCGAACCAGCAGAGAGAAAACCAAAGAGUAUUCCUGAGGUGGGAAGUGACCAAGUGAAAGGAGAGGGACAGCUAGAUGCCAGCGGUAGUGAUAGCUCUCUUUCACCACACAAACCUUCUUAUACCCCUUCAGUCAUAGAAAGGCAGCACAGAACAGAGUCAAAGACCCUCCAGAAGAGACACGGAUUCUGGGAAUCAGAUGACUCCAGUCUCGACAACUCAGGGAUAGAGCCACCGACUGCAGAAGACGACCAUGGAGACUUUGACUUCUACAUGUAGAGACCUCCUCCUGGACCACGAUAACAAUUAUCUUGGAACUCUAUACACAUUGGGCUGCAAUAAAUAUUUUUCACAAAGGAAACAUUCUGUAUCACAAGACUUUGAUUGCUAAGUUAUGUCACUCCUAUUUCUUCCACUUGAAUUUGCUCUUGGCUUUCGUCUUGUCCGCCUUGGGCUGAACUUUAGCUGACGGCCCUGCCUUCUUCCCGGUAGUCUUCUUGCUCUGCACUCCACCAGCAGCUUCCUUCUGCGGCGGAGCGCUGCCACCGCUGACCUCGCUGCCGAUCAUCGUGUCUAGGUCUUGGUUGAUGCUGUCCACAAAGUCCAGCUCGUCUUUCCCGACUCCUCCGCCGCCCGGCCCCUCAUCCCCACCACUCCCCGUAUCGGACAAGAAGCCGAACAGCUCGUCCAGAUCCGCCCCCUUCUCCACCGCCAUGAUCUUUGGCAACU